GGCACACAAACACUUCACACUGAAACUUCCUGGAAAUAAAUAAACAAAUAGGCUCUUCAUGCAGCAUCUGCUCAGAUGGAAGCUAUUCAGUCAAGGCCUGAAAGAGAGGCCAAGGCUAAUGAGAGUUAACUGUUCACAGCAAAAAUGAUUAGAGAGCUGACCCAACCCUCCACAAAAACCGAGGGGAACCGUUACAUUCCAUCCUUUCUAAACAAGACAAAGAUUUUUAUGUUUAUUUGAUUAUACAUUGUAUUUUGUCAGCUUUACAUCAAAAUACUACCUUUUUAAGACACAUAAUGGAUUUUUGUGAACGAAAAAGCAGUAUUAUAAAUAAUAAUCAGAUGAGUCAAACUUUCCAUCCUCAUGUGCAUUCAUUAUAUUUCCCUUCCUUCAAUGAAUUCAGUUAGUAGGCACAUGAGGUCAUUCCAGAUCCAUUGAUGUCAGAGACAAACGGCUAAAGCCCUGGGGUUUAGAUUGACUUUAAUUGACUGGUGAUUGUUGAAUGAAUGGCUCUCAGGUUGUCGGACGUAAAGCAUUAAAUUAAGGAAGAGCAUACAUGUAACUGUGCAGCUCACCGGCUGUAAGGCAAAGGACAUGGGGAAGGGGAAACUGCACCUGUUAAAAAAAUAAUAUAAAAAGUAAAACUUGAAGCAACUUUUCCAAAGGAUGUCCCAAAAAUGUUUCUUCUGGAUGUGAAGUAAAGAAAAACCUGCAGAGAUUUCUGCAGGAAAAGAAAAUCAGCAAUUAUUUAUCCCAUCAAACGAGUUCUCGCGUUAUGAUCAUACACUCCAGCCCCGAAUAAAUACAAUAAGGUGACAAGAAAAGUCCAAUGAUAUUCCUUGCUUGGAUUACGCACCAAAGCGCAGCGUUGUCUGAACACAACUGAGAGGGUCCAGUUCAGGAGGGGAAACCCUUUUGACUCGAUUAAAGAGAGAGGCUGUAUUAUAAAUUAAAGAAAAAAAGAGAGAAGGAAAAAAAGGGUAAAAGGGGGAGGAGGAUGGCAGGGAAGAAAGUGGUGGUGCCAGACGCAACGGCAGUAAGAAGCGUGCGUACGUGCUUUAUCUUCGCGGCUGAGUGUGACGUGAUAUUGCAGCCUGCCCCUGGAGCUCUGCAAGCACCAAGCAAAGUGCGUUUAUUUCUCUCAGUGUUGUAACUCACAAGCCCCUACAUCUCCAAUCCACCCGCCUCGGAUCUGUCAUUUUUUUCUACCCCUGUUUCCAGGCAAGGGGGGCUCAUAACAUAACGCGACUUGCAGAAGAACCAGUCGGAAUUACGCAGACGCAGACUCUAACCAUUGAAUUUCUACUGUAAGGAUUGCUCGGUUCUUUCUUGUCACUCCAAGAAUUUACCUCUCCUCUUCGUCUCUUUUCCCCUCCUCUCUCCGUGUCUUUCUUUCGCUCGGUGGCUGUCGCAUGUUUGUUGCGCUCCGUGUUGAUGGGAGAAACCCAGAUGAAGAGGAAAACGGGGAGAUAGGAGCCGGCAGAGCGGAGUGUAACGCAUUUUAUUUCCUUUCAUUGAGGCAUCUUGUUGCGCCGGACUUCUGCUGUCGGGAAUGGGGAGUAUCGAUUCACUGGAGCUCUGCAGAAUUUAUUUAUAAAGGAUGUGGUCAAUGUUGGAGAAAUAGCCAUAGCUUCCGCAGUGUAAGGCCAAAUGACAUAGGAUGAAGGCUGUUCGAAACCUGUUGAUUUAUAUAUUUUCCACCUAUCUUCUGGUUAUGUUUGGAUUAACUGGUGCCCAAGAUUAUUGGUGUUCCACUUUGGUCAAAGGGGUCAUUUAUGGAUCAUAUUCGGUGACUGAAAUGUUUCCCAAGAACUAUACAAACUGUACAUGGACGCUGGAGAACCCAGACCCUACCAAAUACAGCAUCUACCUUAAGCUAUUCAAGCGAGAUUUGAGCUGCUCUGAAUACUCCUUGCUUGCUUAUCAGUUUGAUCAUUAUUCUCAUGAGAAAAUUAAUGAAUUGCUGAAGGCGAAUGAGUCUAUAGUCUAUCUCUGUGAUUCAAAGAAUAACUACAUAUUUUUGCUGUAUGAUAAGAAUUUUGUUCAGCUGCGGCGAGUUUUCCCCUAUGAUUACAAUGGAUUGACGCCUCUGAAGCUGGAUGAGGAAGAGAAGUCCAUCGUGGAGUUUUUGGUCUUAAAUAAGGCGAGCCCCAGCCAGUUUGGGUGUCAAGUACUUUGCUCAUGGCUAGAAAACUGUUUGAAGGCCGAGAAAGGGACAGUGGAGACAUGUGGGAUUGUGUACACAAAGUGCACCUGUCCUCAGCACUUGGGUGAUGGAGAAUCAGAAAGCAUGCUCAUGCUCAACAACGUGGUGCUACCUUUAAAUCCACAAACGGAAGGCUGCUUGUCACCUCAACUGCAUGCAGGACAGAUCUGCAAUCUGAGCGCAGAAGUGAAACGUCCUCCUAAAGAAGAAUAUGGAAUGAUCGGAGAGCAUACAGUAAAAAGUCAGCGGCCAAGAUCAGUUCAUGACACAAAGGCCCUGCAGGAGCAAGCUGAAUCUGCUAAAUUUAUGGCACAAACUGGUGAAACAGGUGCAGAGGAGUGGUCCCAGUGGAGCUCAUGCUCCGUAACAUGCGGUCAAGGGUCGCAGGUGCGAACAAGAACAUGUGUCUCACCAUACGGAACGCACUGCAGCGGCCCUUUAAGAGAAUCAAGGGUUUGCAAUAACACUGCCCCUUGUCCAGUACACGGUGUGUGGGAAGAGUGGUCACCGUGGAGCCUGUGCUCAUUCACGUGUGGCCGCGGUCAGCGCACUAGGACUAGGAUGUGUGCUCCUCCCCAGCAUGGAGGCAGGGCCUGUGAUGGACCCGAGACCCAAACUAAGCUUUGCAACAUAGCCCUGUGCCCAGUGGACGGACAGUGGCAGGAGUGGAGUUCUUGGAGCGUUUGCUCGGUGACAUGUGCCAAUGGCACUCAGCAGAGGACCCGGCAGUGCUCAGCAGCUGCCCAUGGGGGAUCUGAGUGUCGCGGUCACUGGGCAGAAAGCAGAGAGUGCCAUAAUCCUGACUGUACAGCCAAUGGCCAGUGGAAUCCUUGGGGUCCGUGGAGCGGCUGCUCUAAGUCGUGUGAUGGUGGUUGGCAAAGACGCGCCCGGGUAUGUCAGGGGGCAGCAGUGACGGGGCAACAAUGUGAUGGAACCGGAGAAGAAGUACGAAAAUGCAGCGAGCAACGCUGUCCGGCUCCAUAUGAGAUUUGCCCAGAAGACUAUGCAGUCUCAAUGGUGUGGAGACGGACCCCUUCAGGCGAACUGGCUUUCAACCGGUGUCCCCCCAACGCCACAGGGACGACCAGUCGCCGCUGCUCUUUGGAUCACCGUGGCAUGGCCUUCUGGGAGCAGCCCAGCUAUGCUCGAUGCAUAACAAAUGAAUUCAGAUACUUGCAGCAAUCAGUUCAGGGCCACCUUGCGAAGGGCCAGAGGAUGCUGGCAGGGGACGGCAUGUCGCAGGUCACCAAAAACCUGCUGGAUCUCACACAGAGGAAGAACUUCUACGCGGGAGACCUGCUAUCAUCAGUGGAGAUUCUUCGCAAUGUGACAGAGACCUUUAAAAGAGCAAGCUACGAGCCAUCAUCUGAUGACGUUCAAAAUUUUUUCCAAAUCAUCAGCAACCUCUUGGAGGAGGAAAAUAAGGAGAAAUGGGAGGAUGCACAGAAGAUCUACCCGGGAGCAGUGGAGCUCAUGCAGGUCAUCGAGGAUUUCAUUCACAUUGUUGGACUGGGCAUGAAGGAUUUCCAUAAUGCUUAUCUGAUGACCGGAAACUUGGUGGCCAGCAUCCAGAGACUUCCAGCUGUGUCUGUGAUGACUGACAUCAACUUCCCCAUGAAAGGUCGUAAAGGCAUGGUUGACUGGGCCAGGAACUCAGAAGAUAAAGUGGUCAUCCCAAAGGGCCUCUUUAUUUCCCAGUCAGCAGAUAUGGAAGGCUCCCCUGUUUUCAUUUUGGGUACUGUUCUCUACAAGACCCUCGGACUCAUGCUGCCAUCACCAAAGAACCACACAGUUGUGAACUCAAAGGUUAUUGCGGUGACUGUGAGGCCGGAGCCUAAGACAACGGAGUCUCACCUAGAAAUUGAAUUGGCUCAUAUGGCCAACGUAAGCAGCAAAGGAACCGUAAAACCAUACUGUGCACUAUGGGACACCACCAUAACGAACGAUUCUUGGGGCGCCUGGUCCACAAAAGGAUGCAAAACGGUGCUCACAGAUGCAUCCCACACAAAAUGCUCGUGUGAUCGCGUGUCUACCUUCGCCAUUUUGGCUCAGCAACCAAGAGAAAUAACCAUGGAGUACUCAGGGGUCCCAUCUGUGACAUUGAUAGUUGGCUGUGGUUUGUCCUGCCUCGCCUUGAUCACCCUGGCUGUGAUCUACGCUGUGCUAUGGAGAUAUAUUCGCUCGGAACGAUCCAUUAUUCUGCUCAACUUCUGCCUAUCUAUAAUCUGCUCCAACAUAUUGAUUCUGGUUGGACAAACACAGACCCGCAAUGUGGGGGUUUGCAUCAUGACCACUGCCUUUCUGCACUUCUUCUUCCUGGCAUCUUUCUGCUGGGUCCUCACAGAGGCCUGGCAGUCCUACAUGGCAGUGACAGGAAAGGUUCGGACUAGACUCAUCCGGAAGCGCUUUUUGUGUCUGGGCUGGGGACUACCCGCUUUAGUUGUUGCUAUUUCAAUGGGAUUCACUAAAACAAAAGGCUAUGGGACGCCCUUAUACUGUUGGCUCUCUUUGGAGGGCGGGCUCCUGUAUGCCUUUGUUGGACCUGCAGCGGCUGUUGUUUUGGUCAAUAUGGUGAUUGGUAUCUUGGUGUUUAAUAAAUUAGUGUCCAGAGAUGGAAUACUGGACAAGAAACUGAAGCACCGAGCAGGACAGAUGAGUGAGCCACAUACAGGAUUAACUCUCAAAUGUGCCAAAUGUGGUGUUGUAUCAACAACUGCCCUAUCAGCAACUACAGCUAGCAAUGCAAUGGCGUCGCUGUGGAGCUCCUGUGUCGUCCUACCUCUGCUGGCUUUGACCUGGAUGUCCGCUGUUCUCGCCAUGACAGACAAGCGCUCCAUCCUCUUUCAGAUCCUCUUUGCUGUCUUUGACUCUCUGCAGGGUUUUGUCAUCGUGAUGGUGCACUGUGUCCUACGGAGAGAGGUUCAAGAUGCUUUCAGAUGUCGGCUCAGAAACUGCCAAGAUCCUAUCAGUGGUGAUGCAACAGGAACCUUCCCUAAUGGGCAUGCUCAGAUCAUGACGGACUUUGAGAAAGACGUGGACAUCGCCUGCCGAUCAGCGCUUCAUAAAGACAUGGGCUCCUGUCGCGCAGCCACUAUUACAGGCACCCUCUCCCGAAUUUCCCUAAAUGAUGAGGAGGAUGAGAAGGGCCCUGAAGGCCUCAACUACUCCACUUUGCCUGGAAAUAUCAUCUCCAAAGUGAUAAUCCAGCAGCCUUCAGCUUUGCACAUGCCAAUGGGGGUGGGGGAUUUAAAAGAGCAGUGCCUGGCAGACAGCAAUGCUGACAUGCGGCGCACGGUUUACCUGUGCACAGACGAUGCUGUGCGCCAGAGCGACCAAAGCAUGGGUGGCCACGACAUGGAGGGCCAUCCAAUGCAGGGUCAGAUGAUGGAGACAGACUACAUAGUCAUGCCUCGCGCCUCCGCAGCAAUGUCAGGAUCGGGUAACGUGCCUACUUUACUGAAAGAGGACACCAAGAUGAACAUCACAAUGGACACGCUUCCACACGAGAGGCUGAUGCAUUACAAGAUGGGCCCUGACUUCAAUAUUGGCUCGUCAGGCAUGGACCACAUGAAUGUGAACCUGGAGCAGCAUUACCCGGGCAUUCAGGAGCAGAAGCAAAGCCUGCCCUUUGAACCUCGCACAGCUGUCAAGAACUUCCUCGCUGAGAUGGAGGAGGCUGGGGGGCUUUCUAGAUCCGAGACUGGGUCCACAAUAUCCAUGAGCUCCCUGGAGAGAAGAAAGUCACGAUAUUCUGAUCUGGACUUUGAGAAAGUCAUGCACACCAGGAAAAGACACAUGGAGCUGUUCCAGGAACUGAAUCAGAAAUUUCAAACCCUGGACCGAUUUCGAGACAUACCAAAUAUGGGCAGCAUGGAUAAGGCAAUGCCAAAACAAAACCCAUGGGAGAGCUACAACCCAGCCUGUGAGUACCAGAACUACGCCACUAUGAAUGUACUAGAAUCUGACACCAAGGACUCACUGGAGAUGACGCCUGCGGAGUGGGAGAAGUGUGUCAACUUACCCUUAGAUGUCCAGGAAGGAGACUUCCAAACAGAGGUCUAGAGGGUGCAGAAGGAGAAAAUGCAAACUAGGAAAGGAGGAGAAGGGGAUGUAUUUUGCACUGAAUAAAGCAACAGACUUUUCUAACAGCCUUGGCAUACAUAUCUGGAUCUUACGAGUGUGGCAGGGACAUUAUGUGCCAAUACAAUAUAGAGACUGGUGAGAGGAGAAGAAAAAAAAAAGAAAAAAAAAAGGGGAUUAAAAACAUCAGUGUUACUUUUUGUAUUCUCACUAGUGUACUUAGUGUGGGGCAGCCUGGUGUACAAUACUUACCAUCAUGUGUUUCAAAUUAUCUGUUGAAGAAUUGGCUGGAAAAGAGAUAAAGUUAAAGAAAAAAAAUCAAAACUCUUAUGGAAUCAUGAAAACUCACAAAGCAAAUGACACGCCAUGUCGGCCCAGCUUCAUCAGGUCUGGUUUUGAUUUCCUAAAACUGGACCUGGGAGCACAAUGUAUAUAUUUAUGCAGGUUUUUAAAAAGUUUAUAACAGUCUGUUUGGCCAUUACUACACUUUUUACUUUAUAAUAUAAAACAUGGGAGGCAAAGAGAAUUUUUCUGUCAUAUUAAAAUGAAUGUUUGUCAAGCUACAUUCUUCAUUGCUUUAAAUGCAAUAAAGAUAAUACUCACUUUUAUAUAAAUAAUAUAUUUCACAACUUUAAUACUGCAGAACCUGCUUGAAGAAUCCCAGCAAGCUCUCUCAUCUGCAGCUCUGUAUAAAUAUUUAAAAACAAAAUGUUGUAUGGUGUAAAUAAACCUUUGUCUACAUAUGUUUUACUUGUGCCAAUUUAUUUUAAUGAGAAAAAAUGCCAACCUGAUCAAAAGUUAUAGCGAAAAAUGUUAACAUUUGAAAUGGAAUGUAAAUAAAAGAGGAAAUAUGUUCGUACUG
Molecule: messenger RNA, 7148 nt
Organism: Oryzias latipes (Japanese medaka)
Lineage: Eukaryota; Metazoa; Chordata; Actinopteri; Beloniformes; Adrianichthyidae
Gene: adgrb3
Product: adhesion G protein-coupled receptor B3
Biological process (GO): negative regulation of angiogenesis; cell surface receptor signaling pathway; neuron remodeling
Cellular component (GO): synaptic cleft; plasma membrane; postsynapse
Molecular function (GO): G protein-coupled receptor activity
Source: RefSeq, a predicted model, not a curated record